AUGUUCUUCUUGUUAUUUUGUAUUAUUACGCGUGUGAGCGUUAUUUCUUUCACUAUCUUCCCUUUCUUUCUUUCUUUCUUUCUUUCUUUCUUUCUUUCUUUCUUUCUUUUUUUUUUCUUUCUUUCUUUCUUUGUUUCUUUCUUUCUUAUUAUGCAUUCUAACCUCUCCCCGCCACUGACCUCCAAACUACCGCUUGCGGUGUUAGUGGAUGUUGACACGGUGACGCCUUCCUUCCUCCCUCCUUUCUUUCCUCCCUCCUCUCCUCUCCUUCCUUCCUUCCUUCCUUCCUUCCUUCCUUCCUUCCUUUAUCGCCUCUUAUACACGGUGGCUUCUUUCUCUCUUUUUGUCGCCUAUUAUAAUCUAUGUGCAUCUUUCUUUCUUUCUUUCUUUCUUUCUUUCUUUCUUUCUUUCUUUCUGUUUCUUUCAUUCAAUUCUAAUCUUACUUUUUCUUUCACUUCUAUGGUUUCUUUCUUCCUUUCUUUCUGUUUGUUUCUUUCAUUCAAUUCUAAUCUUACCCUUUCUUUCACUUCUAUGAUUUCUUUCUUUCAUUCUUUCUUUCUUUCUUUCUUUCUUUCUUUCUUUCUCACCUCUUAUAAUCAAUGA
Messenger RNA from Acanthosepion pharaonis, 603 nucleotides. NCBI's taxonomy places the organism in Eukaryota, Metazoa, Mollusca, Cephalopoda, Sepiida, Sepiidae. The record is from the annotation of a GenBank genome assembly.